UGUUUUUUGGUUCAACAGGUUUCUGGACCGCUUUCUAAAUUAGAAGUUAAUCUUUAUAUCUUGGCUGUCAGAAUUAUAGGAUUGAUAGAUUUUUCGUGAUCAGUUUGGCCCAUUUUAAAUAAAAAAAGUAAAUAUUCCUACGAAGAAAUGUUGAAUUUCACAAAUUGCCUUACCAUUGCCUGAAGAUUAGAUGUGCCAAAUAAAAAAAUCCCUGGAAGCUGGGUUAGAACAAAACUUAAGUUUUUCUGUGUUAUUGCAACAAACUUCAGCCACUAAGUCAUGGUGUCAAGUGCAAGUUGAAUUUUGCUGAUGGCCGUUAUUUUUGUAAGCAGAGUGUUUUUUAUCUUUUUAAUGUUUUGCUUUUGAAAACAGAGUAUGAAAUAAAAAGAAAGCAAGCCAUUACAGCGUCCAUUCUUUCUCAACUUCUGUCACUAGAGAUUAAGCAUGCUUUUCCCCUCCACAAUUUCGCCCAAUAAACAAUAAUCAGUGUUCUUCUGAGAAAUUACAAAUUUUCUAUCCUGAGUGAUCUAGUAUUUUAUCAAAUUUAGUCUAGGGGAUGCUUUUUUAGCCUUUCUAGAAAGUAUAAUUUCAAAAAUUUUCUUCCCCGUCGGACCCAACCAUGAUGGGUCCUCCUACAUCACUAAACUUGAUUCUUAGCUCCCAAGGUUCAAUUUCGUGGGGCCCUCUUUUCAAAAAUGGUGUCCAUCCAAUCAUAAAACAAUUACAAUCAUGUUCAAUGUACUAAGGAUUAUCUGUAGACCAGAAAGUCUUAAGAAAUCCAAAAAUCUUGACUUUUGCUUUUUAAGUCAUUUGCCCCCUGAACUGUUUCCAUAACACAUACACCUUAAAUUGUUUGGUGGUGCCAUGACCCACUGCAUACUUUCUAUUAAUUCGCUCUGCUGACCUUCUCCCCCACUUCAGAUUUACAGCCCUGAUAUCUUAUUAAUAUAAGUUUGAUAUUUUUGGGUUUUAUCAACACUUUUUAGCUAAAAAUUAUGGGUCUGCUAAAUUUGUUUUUUAUACUUUUAGGUGAAUUUUUAUAACUGAGGCUGGGUCUCCCCGUAUGUAGAAAAUUUGAGUCACUCCCCUUGGGGUGUAGCUCUCUAGAUAUGGAGCUGAAGAACAUGAUUUGGGACCAUAUUCAUUCCUUUACAUUUUCUUGAAUUUAUCUUGGUAUUCUAUAUCAGACGGACGUUGGGCAUCAUUUUGGAUGAGAGGGAAAAGUAUUCGUUAAAUUUUUGCGAACGAUUGUGAAAUUUUGAAUUGGAAUUCAAACGCCUAAUGAGGUAUUCUUAGUUUCACAACUUGAAAGCAGGGACCAGUGGGCCUGAACAACUGCCCCUCAUAUAGAUAGGAUAAUAAUCCUAUUGCCCCUGCUUCCUGCGGAGGAGCUUUUGCAUGGAAGGGAGGCUGUUUUUUACUAGUGUUUGAUUUUUGUCGAUUGCGAAAAUGUCUUCCUACUACCUGGAAUUGCUGGAAAAUCCGCUGAAAUUCCCGCCAGUAACGGAUGAUAACAAUGUGUUUUUUGAUGAAGGGAACAAAGAGGUCUUUUCAGUAUCGAGGGCAGAUAACUUUAACCGCGUUCAAGUGAAAGGUGCAGGUGUAGCUUCGAACAUCGAAUUCAAGGUCCCCGAGAAGGGCCAUGUAAUAUCUAUAAAGUUUUCACCAGACCAUAGAGUCCUGGCCAUUCAAAGGUCUUUAAAAAGUGUAGAUCUUAUGAACUUUGAAAAUGGUGAAAUAACUGGAAGUGAAUAUAGCCAGUCCUGCAAGGGAAGAUCAACACAAAUUAUUGGGUUUAUUUGGACGAGCAGAAAUGAACUCGUUAUUGUCACUAACCAGGGCAUUGAGUUUUAUCAGAUCAUGUCGGAUAAACCUUCUGUAAAACUCAUCAAGAGUUUCUCUGUAAAUGUUAACUGGUUUGUUUUCCUUGCUGAGAACUCAGUUCUGCUUCUGUCCUCUGGCAUCAUGGGCAAUGUCAUUCACCCAUACAUCUUCAGGCCAGGAUCAGUAUCACGUCUUGCCAAGUUUGAAGUAGAUAAUCCGCCUUCAACUAGAACCCCACAGCCAGCUGGUCUUCAUGUUAGAGAUGUGACACUAGCAAAUAUAUAUGGACAGAUUUAUGUAGUUAUUCUAAGAAAUCAGCCUAGGAUGUUCAACUCUACUGGAGCUGAAGUGGUAUUAUACCUGCUACAACAAGAGAUGCCAGCUAAAAAGUCUGCAGUUUUAAGACUUGGGGCUGUAGGAAGAUUUGCAGUGAAUGUAGUUGACAACUUAAUUGUAGUUCACCAUCAAGCCUCAAAAACAUCAAUGAUAUUUGAUCUAAAGUUAGGAGCAGAGUAUGAUGGACAAGUGUCUUACCAUUACCCAGUUCUGUCUCCUCUGCCAAUACAACCAUGCAAGUUUGUCCAAAGCAUCAACAGUAACAAAGGAACUCAGGUAUCAGAAGUAACAUGUGAUCUUUAUUCGCCAAACUGGAUAGUUUUCCAGCCAAACAUUGUUAUAGAUGCAAAAUUAGGGUGUCUUUGGCAAGUCAGAGUAAAGCUUGAAUCCUUAGUCAAUAUGAUUGAUGAUAAGGGACAACUGGUUGACUUUUUGUCAUUAAGAGAAGAAAGCUCAUCUGUACUGUUAUCAGUCUGUAUACAGUUGCUCAUGCCAGGCAGACAAGCUAGUCUUGGAGUAGUAGCUGUCGUCUUUGAUAAACUGAACAGCGUUUAUCACGAGUUUCUUCAAGUAUGUGCAGAGAGAACAGGGGCUGGACCUGCUGACAAUGCAAAAGAUGCUUAUGGAUUUUACAAAUGGUACAGAAGUCAAUCUGUUAUUGACCAGUCAAGCAUGUUUGAUAAUGUUUUUACCAAAGUCUUAAAUUCAAAGCAUGCAAAUGAAAAGUUUAUGAUGGCUGUGCUUGUAGAAUACAUUCGUUCUUUACAUUUCCACCAGAUACCUAUCGAGUUUUAUUUACAAGAACUUCUUCUCAAUCAGUUUCUGGAAAGAAAACAGUUCCAUCAGAUGCAUCAAUUUCUUCAAUACAACGUCCUUAAAGAUUCAAAAGAACUUGCUGCCUUGCUUAUAAGUAUUGAAAGCAAAUAUCCUCCAGCUUUUCAGCUUGCACUAGACAUGAUGAAAAGGAUUCCAAAUGCAAGAGAAGAUGUUAUCGAACUUUACCUUUCAAAGCAACAGGUAUUGCAAGCUGUCAGGUAUUUAGAAGGUACUGAUGCACUAGAUUCAGCAUCUCCAAGGAAAUUCCUUGAAGCAGCUUUUUCUACAACUGACAAAAUGACAUUUUAUACAGUCUUCUUGAUGUUUCAGAAGCGUAAUAUCAGGCUACGGAAGCAGCCUGGUUUUGCUCCAGGGGAACAAUGUGAUAAAUAUGAACAAUAUUUUGAUAAAAUUUUCAAAAAGGAAACAUCUUCCAAUGAUGUUGAUGGAUUGGUAGAAAUAGUUGAAGGCCUUCAUUACUAGCUAAUUUAACCAAUAGAAUCUUUAAAUUGCUGGUUUAAUGAGAAAUUGUAUGGCAAGAUGCUAUGCUUUUGGAAUUCAAAAUAUAUAGACAGGCAUCUUCUGCCCUUUUGAGUUUGGUGUGUCCUCACAAAAGCAAACAAGGGUAGCAGUUGCCAUUAGCAGCUGAUAGUAGUGCUAUUCAAAAAUCUUUCUGAAUCAACUUUGUUAAGCUUUGAGGAAGAAGCUGCCUGUCUGCCAAGUGCAUACUCUUUGCCAACCUAUUUAAUUAUAGAUUUAGAUAAGUUAUCUUUGAAUGCUUUAAUGAAAGCAAGAUUACACUCUAGAGUAAGAAUAACUUGAAGUACCUUGCCAUUGUACACCUCAACUCCAAUGACUUCCCCGUUUUAAUAAUUUAAUGAUUAACUCCUUCUGAAGUUUUUUCCAAAUGGCUAAGAGGAUUGCCAAAAUUAGCGCAGUAAUAUAAGAAUAAAAAAAUUAUUGGAAGAAUCAAAAUUCAACCCAAACUAUGAUGGCAGUAAUGGUGGUGGUCACAAAUCUGAAAUUGAACUUGAGAUAACAUUAUUUUGAAAGUCAUUAUAUUGAGAGCACAUCAUGUUUAAAAUCUAGAAGGGGUGGUAUUUUCUUUUUGAGUGUUGGAUAGAAAUGACUUUCAAUACAAAAAUUCCAAUUUUUGGACUAUUUUACCUUUUAAUUUGGCACUCUGGUAGUUUUGACAUGAGACUGUUAAGAUUUUUUAGAAUAAUAAUUUGUUCUAAAUGUUUACAACCAACUCAGACAAUUUAAAAACUGGUUAUCAAAAUGGACAAGAAGGAACAUUUUUUUAUAGUAGAAAAAUAGCCUUUUGUUGUGUAGUAGUGCAAUAUGUCAUGCAGGGACAGUAUCCAAUGGCAGUUUUAGGGACUGCGGGGCCUGGGGUAAAAAAAAUCUGCAGGGCCCUUGUUCUUAGGUGUGUGGCCCCUUUUUGCUACCAUAAGCGCGGAGCCUGGGGCCAUGGCCCUCCUGGACCCCCUUUAAAACUGACACUGACUGUACCUUGGAUUUGAAAGUCAAAGAAA
Messenger RNA from Rhopilema esculentum, 4514 nucleotides. RefSeq names its product regulator of MON1-CCZ1 complex-like. Gene Ontology annotation, cellular component: lysosomal membrane; late endosome membrane; Mon1-Ccz1 complex. The record is from RefSeq and is a predicted model, not a curated record. NCBI's taxonomy places the organism in Eukaryota, Metazoa, Cnidaria, Scyphozoa, Rhizostomeae, Rhizostomatidae. Gene Ontology annotation, biological process: regulation of autophagy.